UAAUUCUGUUUUAAAAAUUCAAAACAUUUAAAAAUGUUUUACUGAAAUUGGAAGAAAUUUUACUUUAAAUCAUUGAAUGAAAAUACAAAAUUAAAAUGCAUUUAUUUUGCAAGAUAAGAGAGGAGAUUCAAAAAUAAAGGGUUUGCUUUGGACACAUUAAAAUCUUUAAGCCCACAUAUUUUUAAGAUUUUUUUGUUUGUUCAGAUACCUGGUCUGACAAUGAAACUAAAUGUAAUGAAUAAUACUAUGUCUUUUCUAAUUAAAACAUAAUUAGAAAAAAGUGUAGCAUGCUCCCAGCAGUUAUCCAGUUGCAUUUGUGUAUGAUGGUCUGCCAUCGAUUUAAUUACAUUUUUAAUAAAUUAAACUGUAUUCAUAAAAUGUAAAAAAAAAAGAUUUUUUUUAACAAAGUGGAUCAACAGACAUAUCCAGACAUCUAUUUAAAUUAAACCCUAAUAAGAAAGCCAGACGUUGUGGUGGCAAAGAAAAUCUCUAUGAGCUGACAUGAAGAAAAAAUCUUUGAGAGGAACCAAAUUAGAAAGGGAACAUGGGAUUUUUUCCCAUUACUGUCACAAACAAUUAAUUCUACCUAAAAAUGAAAAAAGUACCUAAAAAUGCUACUGUAUGAUAUGCGCGGUCGCCUCUCAUUCCUCUAUUAAGAAAGGGAUGGGUAUGCUGAUGUCUUUUAUAUGUUCUGUCUGAUUCCACAUCUUGCUAUGAAUGAAUGAGUAGUGACACUGCAGUGAAUGAUUGUUUACAUCGCAACAAAAGUUCCACCCGUAUUUCAAACAUAUAGUGCCAUGGGUCACAGGAAACAGGUGGAUAGGGAAGAAUGAAAGAAAGGAGUGAUUUUCCCAGCCAAGCAACUGGAUAAAACAACAUACUCAGCUAAACAAGAGAGCAGAGUGAUACCAUCAGCAAGAAAUAACAGCAAAGUGAACCCUAACCAGGGCAGAAAGUGGGCAAAGUCAUAAGCUGUGCAGGGGCAAAGUGACAUUGACAGUGGAGCAGGGAGGCAGAGUGACAUGCUUGAAAUGGCAGAGACAGUGGGUAAAGUAGCCAGCUGGGUAGGGAGGCAAAGUAUUGUACUUAAUGGAGCAGGAAGUUUAAAUUAUUAUUAGUUUAAAUUAUUUUGGUACAGCGUCAGUUCUAAGAAAGAAGCUGGUUAUUUUUCGUUGUCUGCUCAUCCCUUUUCAGUAUACAGAUUCUGAGUUGACCUUUCAAUCCAGUUUGUUGUCAAGAUUAAGACCAAGGUAUCCACAGGUGUUGGAAAAGGGGCUAAUUGUGGUCCACUUCCUCCUGUAGUAAACCACCUUUGGGGACCAAGGAGCAUGUUUCCCCCCCCCCCCCCCACCAUUCAAACAGUUGUUUAUUAGAUAGCUGUACUCCUCCUCCUAUCCAUCCCUCAUGUAUUCGGGCACCAGAGAGUCUUUAGAAGAUUUCUGAAGUUGAGAAAUAUCAGCGCUACUGAAAGUCUGCAGUGUGCUGUGUCAAACAGAAGGGGGAAAGCACUGGACUCCAAUAUUGACAUGCUUGUGAGUGUGCUGCAUCUUCUAUAAUUCAUUAGGACAUUCCAACAUUUAGCUCUGUCUAUUGAAUUGUUUCUGGUGCUCCCUUUUGGUUAAGUCAGUUAAAGUGCUAGUAACAUCUAAAAGAUUAGAUAUAAACCUAUAACAGUAGCCAUCCAGCUCUUUUAGUCUGGUCUUUAAUAUUUUACAAUUUCUAUUGACUUGCCCAUUUGGAAACAGACCUGCCGAAUGCUGAAGUAGAAGACAAAGUACCAUAUUUUUACCUAUCAAUAACCUGCUUAUCUUUAAGAAUUUAGGACAGCCCUCAGAUGUCCUAUAUGGUGCUAACAAUCAGUACUAUAAAUGAUAAUCUGGCUAUCAUAUAUUUUUAAACACACAAAAUUGUUUUCUGUCUGUAAGUGGUUUGUUGACUGUUUUCAGGAUCCAAAGAAGAUUUUAUCAAACUAAAAUAUUUGCUUAGGUUUUUAUAAACAACAUUAUUGCAUAAGGGAAGUAGCCACAUUCCUGGCAAUUUGUACUGCACAGCCCUUGGCUCCUCAGUGUGUGCUGUGUUGUCUUUUCUAAGAUCUAUUUUUGUCUCAUGCCUACUGUUCCUUGUUUGGGUUCAAUUCAAUAAUUAAUGUUAUUACAUGACCAGUCAUGUUCUGUUUUUCUUUUUGCAGGUAAUUCUGCAAAGCUGUGAAACUGAUUUGAACUGAAUUGAUGGUGUAUAAACCCUUGUUGACUCAUGACAGAUGAAAGUAUGACAUUUUAAUGUUCGAUUGCUUUUGGUUGAUAACAUUAUUGACUAAUUAAACAUGUUUCCCUUAGUAAAAGUCUUGGCUCAGAAUCAACACAGAUGGAGUUAAGGCAGCUUAAAGGUGAUUUUCUUGGAUUUGUGACAUCACUGGGCCUUAAAGAGUAUUACCCAAACAAGCUGACUCUGAGGUCUUUGCUGGAGAUCAACAGUGCCAGUGUAUCCGAUGAAGAGGUGCAAACACUGCAAGCAAUACCAUGGACUUUCUUACGCAAAUUACUGACUGUUAAUUCAAAUUCAAGAUCUUCAAUAAGUGUACAAGGUAAAAAAAAUGAAACCGAUGAUUUGUUUGAUGAGCAGGGCAGUGAUGAUACACCAAAUCUUCUUGAUCUCCACACUGCCCUUUUCGCUUGUGCUGACAGUUUCCUUCAGCAAGAAAUGGCACUUAAAAUGUCAAUGUGCCAGUUUGCUGUUCCAUUGGUGUUACCUCAAGGAGUACAUAAUAAAUGCACUUUAAUGUUAUGGGCCCUUAGAGGUAUCCUGAAAGAAUGGCGUCCCCAUUCAAUGUCAGAUUCUAAAGGGUUUGUUGAAGACAGUGUUGUUCAUGCAAAAAUUCCAUUGAUAUCAUUUGUGAGGCUUAGCAACUGCAGUUUGUCCAAAUCACAGGUUUUGAACCAAGUGCUCAACAAUUCACAGCAGCAUCAUGAUUUUUUUUCUCAUCAAAAAAUGACUGGAGGAUCUGCUCCCAGGAUAAUUGCUAAGGGAAUAGUUGACAUAUGCUGGAGUCUGCCAUGUGGAAACAAUAGCAUUGAUGUCUUUCCUGAGCCAGUGGCUAUUGCUAAUUUAAGAGGAGAUGUUUGCACUUUUGAAACCCAAUUCAGUUUCCUUACUCAGGUGUCAACAGCUGUUUUUGUGUUCUUAGACAGUGUUGAUGAUAAUGAACAAAGGCUGUUUGCCUCUUUACAAGAAAAGUCAAAAAUGUUCCUUCUGGUCAACUCUCAGACAAAUAUGAGCCAGAAAACAAAGUCAUCAAUUAAAGCAGCGUAUAAAGCUCUACAACUGGAAAGAGAUCACAUCAUUGUAAAAAGCCAAAACAUGAAUUUGGCUGCUUUUGCAAAGAUGAUCCGUUCUACCAUUAUACAUUUGCCAAGUAACAUGCUAAAAUCAUGUGAUAUUAAUUCAAUGAAGGGAAUUGCACGUGAAUUAGGUCUUUGCAUUGAUGAAAGUGAAAACAGAGCCUGUGUGUCAGCAGAACAAACAGCAGAGGAAAUCAUGAAAUGUAUUGGAGUUCGUCAAGUAGUAGAGUUUAAAAAGGCACGGUUGCCACUGCAAGGUGAAAACUGGAAAAGAUUGGCUCAGAUAGAAAAAGAGCAAUGCAGAUUACAACAUUCAGGAGAACUAAACUUAGAGGAGUAUAAAGCUCAAAUUCAAAAAGAAAAAGAUGAAAUACGGACAAAACAAACCCAGUACAAGUUGACAGAUUCAAUGGACAUAUUUAUAAAAGCUUUGUCAACCCCUGAUGACACUGAGCGAGCCUUUUUUCUCAGAUGGCUGGGACUAAAACUGGACAGGCAUUCACACAAACAGAUGUCACACUUACGGCACAAGUAUGCAUGGUGUGAACAAAAGAAAGGCAGAGAGGGUAUGGCACGAUUAGUCCAGGAACUUCUUGAUUGUUCGCUUGCCAUAGAGCACUACACGAGAGAAAUGGGACAAAUUUAUGAGGCUUUUUCAUUUGGCUCAAAUAAAAUGUCUGACAAAAUUCACAAUCUCCCUACUCUGGCUGCAAAAAUGCUUCUAGCUGGGUUUCCUCUUGAACUACUUGAUGGAGAUGCUUCAAAUAUUCCAGAGAAAUGGGUGCACGAUGUUCUCAUGGAGCUUCACAGGAUGGUUGGACAGAAGAGCCGUUUGCUGGUUCUGACUGUGUUAGGGGUUCAGAGUACUGGUAAAUCAACAUUGCUCAACACCAUGUUUGGAGUUCAGUUUGCAGUGAGCAGUGGACGAUGCACACGUGGAGCAUACAUGAUUUUUCUUCCUGUGGGUAAUGACUUGAAAGAGGAGUUACUGUGUGACUUUGUCCUUCUGAUUGAUACAGAGGGUUUGAAAUCACCAGCACUGGCACAACUGGAAGACAGUUAUGAGCAUGACAAUGAACUGGCCACAUUUGUGAUUGGUCUCAGUGAUGUAACCAUCAUCAAUAUCGCUAUGGAGAAUUCCACAGAGAUGAAAGAUGUCUUGCAGAUUGCAGUUCAUGCAUUUUUACGGAUGAAGGAAGUUGGUAAAAAAGCAGAAUGCCAUUUUGUCCACCAAAAUGUUGGUGGUGUAUCAGCAUAUGACAAAAACAUGACAGACCGGAAAAAGCUUCUGGACCAAUUAAAUGAGAUGACAAUGAUCGCAGCUGAGAUGGAAAAGCAGCCUAAUGUGAAGAAAUUCACAGAUGUCUUGGAUUAUGACAUGGAAAAGAAUAACUGCUAUAUACCAGGUCUAUGGCAUGGCACACCACCAAUGGCACCAGUUAAUACAGGCUACAGUGUGGCUGUUCUUGAUUUUAAGAAAAAACUCAUGGAGAGGCUUAAAGUAAGAAAAGAUGAAGAACCCUCCCAGAUCCCAGAGUUCCUGCAAUGGAUGAGUAGUUUGUGGAGGGCAGUGAAGUUUGAGAACUUCAUCUUCAGUUUCAGAAACACUCUUGUGGCUCACGCCUAUGACAAUCUUUGCAAAGAGUUUUCAGACUGGGAGUGGACUUUCAGGAGACAUAUUCUCUCUUUGCUUCAAACUGCAGAAGUUCAAAUAUCAAAUGCUAAAACCAGUUCUAUUCAUGAGGUUGUUGAACCAUUUAAGGAAAAGCUGGAUAAAGAGAUCAUGCUUCAGACAAAAGCAAUGAAUGAGAAAUUAAAAAACUACUACAAAAGGAAAGACCGUAAUGUUCAUUUGGUGGAAAAGUACAAAAUUGAUUUUGACAAAAGCAUUAAAUCUUUGGAGAAUAGAAAUAAGGAUGAAGUGAAAAAAAGAUUAGCUGUUGCUCUUGAGAUGAGAAGAAACAAAGAGAAAGUAGAAGAGAUACAGAGUAAGCAAGCUGAAAUGAUCGAAUGUCAAGUCCAAAAAUUGCUUCAUAGUUACAAUCAUCGUAAAGAUGUAUCUGAUGAGCAUCUCAAAACAGAUUUUGAAGGAAUGUGGAGAAAAGAGUUAGCAAACAUCACUGGUCUAAAAGAAAGGGACAUUUCUGCUGAAAUAUUUAAGCAGUUCCUAGCAAGUUUGGGAAAUCAGAACUUCAAUGAGUAUUUACAGAAAGUCAAUAAUUUGUCACAAUGUGGGCAAAAAGAUUUUAAAAUCAAGACGAAACAUGUAGAAAAGGGCAAAGGCUUUGACAAAUGUACAGCUGUUUUUAAACUAAAAAGUGCACAGCACGAUUUGGAGGUUAUUAAAGUUGGAAUAAUUACCAGUUGCUCUAGGAUGAUUGAACAGUUUACACAAUCCAAAAGUGACUACCAAGAAACAUUUACAAAAGAUGUGCUUGAUAAAAUUGAUGAACACCUCAAAAAAGCAGGUUCCAAAUACAAUACCAAAUUUGAAUUUGACCUGAAAGUACACAUUUGUGGCAUUGCCUCUCGGAAAUUCACAGAUAUGCACAGGAAGUAUCUUGCUGAUCAAGAUCCAGCAAAACAUUUAGAGAAAUUUAAGAGUCAGUAUCUCUCUGAUUUCAUUGAUUUGUACAGAGAGAAGGACCAAUGCCGGAGAAAAGCGCAAGACUUCACUCAGCUCUGUCUUAAACCAGCAGUAACAGAGUACCUUGACCAGUCCCUCGGAUCUGACAUUGUUGAUGCAGUUUUGGAGAAUAAAACUACUGAGUAUAGUUCACGAGCACUGUUUCAGUACACUGUCCUGAAUGAGCUACUGGAAGAGUCAAACUUUAAUGACUAUCUAGAAUACAUUUUGCUUUAUGAGAAUUAUGUCAAAUGCUGGAUAUACAAACACAUCAUUAAAUGCUUUUCUAAAGACAUAUCUCUGCAAAAGCUAAAAGAGAAGAAGCUGAGCAUAAUACUAUCAAAGCUCACUAAAGCAGUGGAAACAUCUAAACUUAAAGCCAAUGGCUGUCCUUUGCCCAAUAAUGCUGAAGGUACAGCAAUUUUUAUCCAGAAUCUUUGCAAAGCUAUGAAUGAUGUCUUCUCAAUAUCCAUGAACACCGUGGAAGGGGUCCUGUUUCAGAACACAAGCUGUUGUGAUUCAUUUACCAAAAGUCUCUAUGAAUGUGUUGAUAACAUGAAACAGCAAAUAGCAAAAAAGAUCUCAGAGUCAACUGAUAUCACUGAGACUUUGAAUUAUGUGUCAGUAAAACCCCAAGAUGAGCUUUUUAAAAGGGUGUUUGGGUGUGGAGCACAGUGUCCUUUUUGCAAAACACCAUGUGAGGCAGGAGGAAAAGAACAUCAGUUACACCAUGCAGCUGUGCAUAGACCACAAGGACUUGUAGGCUAUAGAUACAACAAGAGUAAUAAACUUUUUAAAGAAAUGUGUACAUCUAGUGUACAUCGCCUUAGAAAUUUUGCAAAUCAUGAAACAAAUUUAACAUUUCAUCCCUAUAAAGACUACCAGAAAUACUACCCUGACUGGCAUAUUGCACCUGACAUGUCUAUAGAAGCCUCAGAUUACUGGAAGUAUGUGCUGGUGACAUUCAAUAAGCAAUUUGCUGAAGUUUAUGAAGCAGAGCCAGCUGUUUAUCCAGAUGCAUGGAAUAAAAUCACUAAAGAGCAGGCUUUUAUUAGUCUAAAGUGCAUGUUUAAUAUUAAAUAAUGUAUAAAAACCUAGAGGAAUAAUACCAAGCCUAAAACCAGUCCUUACAAUUUCAUUACUAAUGUUAUAGCUCAGGGGCAUCAGAAACCUGAAGUGCUAAUUAUGGCUGACAUUUUAGCCAUCUUUUUACUUAUAAUCAAUAUUAGUAAGUGAUUUUGUUUAUAAACAUUAUAUUUCUAUGUUUGCAAUGAUUUAAACAUAGUUUUUUUGGCAAGGAUUUUAUCAUAAUUAGGUGAUUGUACUAUAUUUGUAUCUGUGAUGUUGAUUCAAAUGUUUUAAUUAUGUCUCAUGUUACUUUAUUGACAUCUAGUUAAAGUUGUUCAAACUUUAUGAAUGUUAGAAUUAUGUAUAGUAACUACUUUAAAUGAAGGCUUUUUUCAGAAUAAAUUCUAUGAAUUUUAUAAUAUAUUAAUUAACUAACGAUUACUGUUUAAAUGACAUACCAUAACUAUAUCAAUCUGUUAAUCAAACAAGUUUACUGUGUCACUGCAAUGUGACUAAACAAAUAAACUAAUUUAAGGUAAAUAAAUUGAUAAUUUCUCAUAUUCUUUUAACUCAACACUGUCAUCAUACCAGUGGUAGAUGAAGUACAUAAAGCAUGUACUUGAGUAAAAGUAAAACUGUCCCUUUAAACCUUCCCUCGAGAAAAAGUACAAAAGUAUUUAUCCUCAAAUGUACUUAAGUAUCCAAGUAGUAUAAUUUAUUAUGGUUAUACUGUCUUAUUAUGAUUUUUAUCACAAGACUCUUGCUUAAUCAACUAGUUUAUGUAAAAAGACUUCAGUGUUGUUCUUAGCACACCAAUCUAUUAAUAGAAUGAAAUUAAUGAGUCAAAGACUGAUAGCUAUUAAAAUUUAUCAUUAUUUCAAAACCUUCCUUUUUAACGACUUCAAAAUAAUCCCACAUGUAAGGCCACAGGUGCUGUGGCAAGUUAGAGUCAGCAGUUUCUUCCAUCAUGUAUUAUUCUUAAAAUGUUAAAUUAACCUUUAUGACAAUCUUAACUAAAGGUAACCAAAUUAAUAAGUACUGUUUAACUACAUUCCAACUAGACUAGUUAGGUUGUAAUUUUAUUUUUGUUUGCAAGUUACACACAUUAUGAUACACUACAUUCGAUAAAUUCUAAUGUUAUGCAAGCUAAAAUAAAUAUUGUUGCUCUAUGCCUAAAAGCAUAGCGGGCAACACAUAACCUGUGAUAUACACUGAACAAAAUUAUAAACUCAAAUAUCUCAGACUUUUUCUAUUUACUCAAAAGGCCUACAUUAAAAAAAAUUAUAUGUUGGUCAACAGGUUCCACAUAACUCAGUUAGGAUGCAUUUAAGUAACAAUAUUUAUUUCAGUAAACAUAAGUUAAUUACACAUAGUUAAUGCAAUGUUUAGUAAAAUCAACUUAACAUUCUUAAUUAAGUUUUAAUAUAUUAAGUUAAUUAAGUUGAAUUUUUCUAAAAUUUAUAUUGUUGCC
Messenger RNA from Silurus meridionalis, 8503 nucleotides. Its product is annotated as up-regulator of cell proliferation-like. Gene Ontology annotation, molecular function: GTP binding. Lineage: Eukaryota; Metazoa; Chordata; Actinopteri; Siluriformes; Siluridae. Bases 2365 to 7047 code for a protein of 1560 amino acids. The transcript has 2 exons. The record is from RefSeq and is a predicted model, not a curated record.